Messenger RNA from Anneissia japonica, 699 nucleotides. RefSeq lists its product as uncharacterized. The record is from RefSeq and is a predicted model, not a curated record. Gene Ontology annotation, molecular function: nucleic acid binding. The transcript has a single exon. Gene Ontology annotation, biological process: DNA integration. Lineage: Eukaryota; Metazoa; Echinodermata; Crinoidea; Comatulida; Comatulidae. Bases 1 to 699 code for a protein of 232 amino acids.
AUGAGAAAGGAUAUUAAAAACAAGGUCCAUACAGGGCAUAUGGGAAUUAACGCCUGUCUGAGGAGAGCUAGAGACUUAGUUUUUUGGCCUGGUAUGAGUAAAGAGAUUAGACAAUUUGUCGAAACCUGUGACAUAUGUGCGCAACAUGGCUACAACAAACAGCCCAAAGAACCACUAAUUAGUUAUCCUCUAGCCACAAGACCAUGGGAGCGAGUAGCAGUCGAUCUGUUUGUCAUAAAUGAGAGAAAUUACCUUGUUACUGUGGGUUACUUCAGUACCUUUUUUAAAUUUGAUUACUUAACAGACACAUCUUCAUCGACUGUUAUCACCAAAUUGAAACACCACUUCGUGCGUCAUGGAAUUCCAGAUCAGGUGGUCAGCGAUGGAGGACCACAGUUCUCAUCGAACAACUUCAAAGCUUUUAGCACAGCAUGGGGAUUCCAGCAUAUCUUGUCUAGUCCAGGUAACAGUCAAUCCAAUGGGGCAGCAGAGGCUGCUGUCAAAGUAGCUAAACGCCUUAUGAAGAAAUGCGCCAGUGCUGGUGAAGAUCCAUACAUGGGAUUAUUGAACAUCAGAAAUACACAAACGGAGAGUAUGACGACAACACCCACCGAGAGAUUAAUGGGAAGAAAACCAAAGACCAUACUUCCAACAAAACAAAACUCUCACACCAAUGUACGAAAUCAACGACGACAUUGA